AUGGAGCGCCUGCCCAGCAAGCACAGGGUGCCCAGUUGGAUGGACCGCGCGCUGAGUCGCUCAGUCUGUUCUACCGGCCCUCCAGGUGCCGUGGAUGGGAUGGUGGCAGACAUCCUCCAGAGAGAAGUGCUAGCCACUCAUGCCGGGCUGCUGCUCUUCACCCUGGCCAGCACCUCCCACAGCCGAGGCUUUUCACAGCAGCAGUGGCAGGCGCCACGGGCGCUGACCUGCCCGAGCUGCUUGGUCUGCACCCCUGACUCCCUCCCCUGCCAGUUGCUGCUGCUCAUGAACCCUCAGAACAACAGGAAGUGUCUGCGCCAGGAGGAACAUGGGGGCCCGUGGCCCCCGAUGAGGGCCCUGAGGUCCGGAAGCAGUGACCCCUACUGCCUGGUCAAAGUGGACGAUGAGGUGGUGGCCAGGACGGCGACCGUGUGGCGGAGCCUGAGCCCCUUUUGGGGGGAGGAGUACACGGUGCACCUGCCGCAGGACUUCCACCAUCUGGCCUUCUACGUGCUGGACCAGGACACCGUGGGGCACGAUGACGUCAUCGGCAAGAUCUCCCUGAGCAAGGAGGCCAUCACCGCCGACCCCCGAGGCAUCGACAGCUGGAUCAACCUGAGCCACGUGGACCCGGACGCAGAGGUGCAGGGCGAGGUCUGCCUGGCGGUGCAGGUCCUGGACGACGCAGGUGGCCGCUGUCUUCGGUGUCACAUCCGGCAGGCCAGGGACCUGGCCCCCCGGGACAUCUCCGGCACAUCAGACCCGUUUGCUCGUGUGUUCUGGGGCAGCCAGAGCUCAGAGACGUCGAUCAUCAAGAAGACGCGGUUCCCGCACUGGGACGAGGUGCUGGAGCUGCGGGCCGCGCCGGGGGCGGUCGCCCCCCUGCGCGUGGAACUCUGGGACUGGGACAUGGUGGGCAAGAAUGACUUCCUGGGCAUGGUGGAGUUCUCCCCCCAGGCCCUGCUGCAGAGGCCCCCCAACGGCUGGUUCCACCUCCUCCCCUUCCCCACGGCAGCGGAGGAUGCCGGGGGCAGCCUGGGCGCCCUGCGGGUGAAGGUGCGCCUGACCGAGGACCGCGUGCUGCCCUCCGAGUACUACCGGCCUCUGGCUGAGCUGCUCGAGGGGUCCGUGUGGGGGCCUGUGGAGCCUUUGCCCGCCCCGCCCCGUGUGCUCCAGCACCCUCUCUUUGUGGCCUCUCACCUGCUGCUGCUUUUGCAGGACGUAAAGUACCUGGCCAUAAGUGGCUUUCUCUUCCUGCGGUUCUUUGCCCCCGCCAUCCUCACCCCGAAGUUGUUUGACCUCCGGGAUCAGCACGCAGACCCCCAGACUAGCCGCUCCCUGCUGCUGCUCGCUAAGGCUGUGCAGAGCAUCGGAAACCUGGGCCAGCAGCUGGGCCAGGGCAAGGAGCUGUGGAUGGCCCCACUCCACCCCUUCCUGUUGCAGAGCGUCGCGCGUGUGCGGGACUUCCUGGACCAGCUGGUGGACGUGAAUGAGGAGCAGGGAAGCCCCACCCGGGCGCUGAUGUCGCCCUCGGAGACCGUUCGGGAAGGCUACCUGCUCAAGCGGAGAGAGGAGCAAGGCGGCCUGACCCCGCGCUUCGCCUUCAAGAAGCGCUACUUCUGGCUCAGCGGGGACAGCCUGGCCUACGCCAAGAGUCCUGAGGGGCAGGCGCGGGUCUCCCUGGCGGUGCGGUGCAUCCAGGCGGUGGAGCGCGUGGACGAGGGCGCCUUCCAGCUGCCGCACGUGAUGCAGGUGGUGACGGGGGACGAGGCGGGGGCCCAGCGCACCACCUACCUGCAGUGCAAGCCAGGUCCCCUGAACAAUUCCGGCUUUCGAAGGCUCCUCCCAGUGCGGGACCUGGGUGGCCGGGGCACACCUGCUGGAGAUGCAGGGGCGAAGCGGGAGGGAAGGUGA
This is a messenger RNA of Dipodomys ordii (Ord's kangaroo rat), 1914 nucleotides long. RefSeq names its product RAS protein activator like 1 (GAP1 like) (gene Rasal1). Bases 1 to 1914 code for a protein of 637 amino acids. The transcript is spliced from 16 exons. NCBI's taxonomy places the organism in Eukaryota, Metazoa, Chordata, Mammalia, Rodentia, Heteromyidae. The record is from RefSeq and is a predicted model, not a curated record. Gene Ontology annotation, biological process: regulation of GTPase activity.